Messenger RNA from Anguilla rostrata (American eel), 3041 nucleotides. RefSeq names its product endophilin-A3-like. Gene Ontology annotation, molecular function: protein binding. Bases 174 to 1268 code for a protein of 364 amino acids. Gene Ontology annotation, biological process: synaptic vesicle uncoating; endocytosis. The record is from RefSeq and is a predicted model, not a curated record. Gene Ontology annotation, cellular component: cytoplasm; presynapse; glutamatergic synapse. The transcript is spliced from 10 exons. Lineage: Eukaryota; Metazoa; Chordata; Actinopteri; Anguilliformes; Anguillidae.
CUCUUUUACACGAGCCUGUGAUGGUAGUAUCGACAGAACGAAUGGUCAGGUUGGAGAGAGCGGCUUGUGUCGGUUAGCUGAAUUUACCCACGAUUUAAAUCUUCUUUUAGGCCCUUUACAAUCUCUGCUGUCUAUAAUUACACAGUUGCAGUACGAUAUCUGUUUUAUUAAGGAUGUCGGUAGCCGGGCUAAAGAAGCAAUUUCACAAAGCCAGUCAGCUAUUCAGUGAGAAGAUCAGCGGUGCUGAGGGGACGAAGCUUGAUGAAGACUUCCUGGAGAUGGAGAGGAAAAUAGACGUCACCAACAAAUCUGUUUUUGAACUGUUGUCCAAAACAACAGAGUACCUUCAGCCAAACCCUGCGUACAGGGCCAGACUGGGCAUGCUCAGCACGGUGUGUAAGAUCCGAGGACAGGUGAAGACCACGGGGUACCCCCAGCCCGAGGGGCUCCUGGGAGACUGCAUGCAGCGCUACGGGCGUGAGCUGGGGCCGGAGUCUGCUUUCGGGGGCGCUCUAGCCGAUAUCGGCGAGGCCAUGAAGCAGAUGGCGGAUGUGAAAGACUCGCUGGACAUCAACGUGAAACACAACUUCAUCGACCCUCUGCAGAACCUGCAGGAGAAGGACCUGAAGGAGAUCGGGCACCACCUUAAGAAGCUGGAGGGCCGCAGGCUGGACUGCGAUUACAAGAAGAGGCGGCAGGGCCGGGUUCCAGAAGAGGAGAUCCGACAGGCCGUGGAGAAGUUUGAGGAAAGCAAGGAGCUGGCUGAGAGAAGCAUGUUCAACUUCUUAGAGAGUGACGUGGAGCAGGUGAGCCAGUUGGCUGCAUUGAUGGACGCUGCCCUGGAGUUUCACCGUCAGUCCCUGGAAAUACUGGAAGAUCUGAACAGCAAACUGCACAACAGGAUAACUGCAGCGAGCACCAGGCCUAAGAGAGAGUUCAGGCCCAAGUCUAUAAUGAGCAGCUUCGAGUCCGAUACCACACAGCCCAACGGGAUAACGCACACACCAUCUGUCAAAUCUACAGAUCAUGCCCAGAUCAUCCAAAGCUCAGCAAAUGGGAAAGGUUUGGAGGCGCAAAUGGACCAGCCCUGCUGUCGGUCGCUCUACGAUUUCGAACCCGAGAAUGAGGGGGAGCUGGGCUUCAAGGAGGGGGACAUAAUCAUCCUCACCAGCCGAAUGGAUGACAACUGGUAUGAAGGCAUGAUCAACGGGGAAUCUGGCUUCUUCCCCGUCAGCUACGUGGAAGUGAUCGUACCUCUGCCUCAGUGAGCCAGUGUAGAGAAUGACACACUCACUCUCUCUCUCUCUCACACACACUCAUACUCUCACACUCACACAUCCUACAGCUCAAACGCCCCGAGACAUUUCCUUUGCGUCCUCCCUGCACAUCGACAGGUACCUUUUGGACGACCUUAAGCGUAAUCGUCGUUUGAAAUCUCAUCAUUUUAAAAUGGGGAAUUGCACUAAAAUGGGGAAAAGAUGGUAUCCUCUAUGCGGAAAGGCUGAAGACUUGCCCGCUGCAUAGUAUUAAGUGUUUCAGAAACAAUUAUUUUUAACUGUGGAAGUACUAAUUGCAGUUCUCUGAAUUUCUUGAGUUUGCUCUGCCUCUCUGAAUGUGUUCACUGUGUGAAUCUGUUCUGAGUGAGUCACAGAGACUUUUACAGACUCUGUGUUACAGAUGGUUAGACCUUAUCACCUUUCUCUUUCAAGUGCUUUCUGGUGCCAUAUUGUUUCACUGAAGCUUUAGAAUUCACUCCGGUGGAUUGCACUUUCUUCCCCAGAAGUCUCACUUUGGUUUCAGUGCUUCAGGGGGAAAAUCAGUCGGCUGCUUAGCAGAUGUACAGAUCAGUGUGGAAUUGAGUGUACCUGGUAAAUGUACUGCAUUGGGUAGGAAAGUAUAGCCUGCAGUGUGGUAGAAUCACAGUGUGCUGGGUUGAAACACAGAUGCUAAUGAGGUGUAGCUUGCCGUCUUGUCCUCGGUGCCGUCCUCCUGUGCUUAAUGAUGGCAUGCUGCCGUCCUGUGAAAUGUCUUUGUGAUCCAUUGUGUUUAAUGGACAAACAUUACCUCUUCUUUCAGGCUGAACUUUGAAUGUACGUCUUUUGAAAGCACCAGGAAAGACCACUAAUAGGAACUACAGCCCUUAAAGUUGUAUACAAUUGCUUUGAUUAUUUAUGCUUUACCAAUAUGUAAGUUACAUUUAUUUUUGCGUAAUGAUUAUACUGUCUCUCUGUUUAUCUUUAAACAGUGUUAUAAGGACGCGUCCUGUUUCAUGUGAGGAAGGACUGGGUGUCAUUGGGCACAAAAGUUGCAUUUGUACACAUAUUCCUUCAAUUGCUUGAUCAAUUAAGCAAAAAUUGAUCAUCAGCAAAAAUAAAUAAGUUGAAAUGGAUCAACUGCAUUUUAAUGAAUGAUGGUAUUUUAAUAGUUCUAAUUAAAUAUUUUAAGAAUGAAAAUAUUUAUGAUGGCGUUACAUAUUUUAGACUUCAUUCUGUGAGUGAAAAUAUUAGGGACAUUGUAUCAGGGUGAAACAUUUGUAUUACUGAGUUAAAGAAAGCACAGAUCUUUUGUCUGAUAAAAGACAAUUUGAUUACAAAUGGAAGAAUGAAUGCUCUUUGAAUGUGGUGAACACAGGGGGUGUGUCAGUCCAAAUGUAUAAUUUUAUGUAAUGUGUAAUAUUUAUGAAAUAUUACCUUGGUGACCUUGGUUCUCCAAGAGCGCAUAGCCACCUGUUGAUUUCUGAUGAAAUUUCAGGAGCUUUGACAGAACUCUGCAGUUUCUGUAUGCUUGUAAGAGGAUAAAUCAGCGGGAAUCCAAAUUCUACACUUCUUUGUCUGUGAAUGCUGAGGUGCACCAAACGUAUUUCUGUGCUGAAAAUAUUCCAGGCUUUGUACUCAACUCUCUUGUUCUAAUGUGUUUCUUUUCCCACAAACUGAUUUGAUGGGGGAAAAAAGUACAAUAUAUAAAACCAUUUUAGAGAUGUUGUAACUGAGUAUUUGAAUGACUAUAUUGAGUAAAUAAAUGACAAGAAACUGCUGACCAUA